Messenger RNA from Cyprinus carpio (common carp), 2813 nucleotides. Its product is annotated as phospholipid scramblase 2-like. Gene Ontology annotation, biological process: plasma membrane phospholipid scrambling. The transcript has 16 exons. Lineage: Eukaryota; Metazoa; Chordata; Actinopteri; Cypriniformes; Cyprinidae. Gene Ontology annotation, molecular function: phospholipid scramblase activity. Bases 418 to 2181 code for a protein of 587 amino acids. Gene Ontology annotation, cellular component: plasma membrane. The record is from RefSeq and is a predicted model, not a curated record.
AAAAUAGUGAAAGCCAGCAAUGACAGACAGAGAUACAUUUUGUGGUGCUUUGUAGGUAUUUUGUUUCAAUCUCAUGGGUCACAUUUUAUCUGCUAGAUAGUGUGAGGCAAUAGGAGCUUUAAAAAAAUAAAAAGUGGUGCUCCUUUGUCAGGUAGUUAAUUUAAAUACAUGAGAAAAGGGGAGGAGAUACUAUCAAAACAGAAACUGCAAAUGCAGGUUAGGGAUAACGGCACAAACACAGGUAUCUGACCUCUGCAUGUGUUAAACAAGAAAAUCUCAAAAUAUCCUUAAUCCAAAAAAAUCAUUCUACACCAAGGAAGUUCUUUACAGAGCAUUUCAUUUGUGGAGCAUCACAAGAGGUAAGACUUCAUUCAGAGUUUAGAUAGUGGCUGUACUGCUCCAACAAAGGUCUUCAACAUGUCAGAACCAGGUUAUCCAGCCCAAAAUGACCUUCCAAAUCCCAUGCCUCAGUCAGAAGGUCCUGCACCGGCCACUCCAGCCCCAGGACUUCAGACAGAUGAUCAGUCGCCUCCAGAUCAGCCACCUUUGAAUCAGUCUGAACCGAUUUAUGAAGUUGAUCUCGGGGAUCAUGAAGAACUCACAUACAUGUGUCCUGAUCCGGCUCCUCCACCUGCUGGGCUUCAGCCAGAGAAUCAAGCACUUCCGGUUCAGACAGUCAUGGAUCCGUCUGUUCCGAUGAAUGCAGUGCCUUACGUGAUUCAGCCGUAUAAAGGCUAUCCAGUCCAGCGGUACCUUCCAUAUACCAUACCUCAGACAGCGGGACCUGGACCGGUUCCUCCAGCCGCGGGGCUAGAGCCAGAGAAUCAAGCACUUCCGGUUCAGACAGUCAUGAAUCAGCCUGGUUCAAGUAAUCCAGCACCUCACCAGGUUCAGUCAUAUACAGGUUGUCCAGCCCAAAAUGACUUUCCAAAUCCCAUGCCUCAGUCAGAAGGUCCCGCACCGGCCACUCCAGCCCCAGGACUUCAAACAGAUGAUCAGUUGCCUCCAGUUCAGCCACCUUUGAAUCAGUCUGAACCGAUUUAUGAAGAUGUUUUCGAGGAUCAUGAAGAACACAAAUACAUGUGUCCUGAUCUGGCUCCUCCACCUGCUGGGCUUCAGCCAGAGAAUCAAGCACUUCCAGUUCAGACAGUCAUGAAUCAGCCUGGUUCAAGUAAUCCAGCACCACACCAGGUUCAGUCAUAUACAGUAGGUUACCCGGCCCAAAAUUACCCUCCAUAUGCCAUAGCUCAGUCAGCGGGACCUGGACCGGUUCCUCUAGCCACGGGGCUAGAGCCACAGAAUCAACCACUUCCAGUUCAGACAGUCAUGAAUCCACCUGGUCCAGGUAAUCCAGCACCUCACCAGGUUCAGUCAUAUACAGGUUAUCCCAUGCCUCAGUCAGAAGUCAUAGAACUUCAGUCAGAGAAUCAACCACAUCCAGUUCAGUCUGAUCCAAGCAACCCAGCACUCCACCAAGUUCUGCCAUAUGCAGCACCUGCAGUUCCUCCACCAUUUCUACUUUUUGGAGUACCACCCGGUCUCGAGUACCUCACUCAGAUCAACCAGAUACUUAUUCACCAAAAAAUAGAGUGUAUACAGAUAUUAUCUGGCUAUGAGACUAACAACCAGUAUGAGAUCAAGAACAGCAUCGGGCAAGAGAUCUACCAUGUCAAAGAAGAGAGUGACUGCUUAAUACGCAAUCUCUUUGGUCCAGCACACGGUUUUAAAAUGCAUAUUAAGGACAGCAUGGACCAAGAGGUCAUUCAGUUGCACAGACCAAUGCGCUGUUUCCUGCAAGAGAUUGAAGUACAGGCUCCCCCUGGAGUAAUCAUAGGCUAUGUGAAACAGGAGUGGUCCUUUUUACCAAAAUUCACCAUCCUGGGCCCCAAUUAUGAGGAACUACUGAAGAUCCAGGGACCCCUCUUUCCAUUCAUUCGCUGUGAUGAUGUAGACUUUGAGGUUAAAGGCAUUAUUGGUGAACAGUCUGUUGGUCGAAUCACAAAACAACAGAGUGGUUUAUUAAAGAGCUGCAUCACUGAUGCCAGCAACUUUUGUAUCCAGUUCCCUCUGGACUUGGAUGUUAAAAUGAAGGCUGUACUUUUGGGUGCUUGUCUCCUUAUUGACAUCAUGUGCUUUGACAAAGGUGCACAUUUACUUCUAAAAUUAUUAAGGUUACCAUGAAAUGCUCUCCUUUUCUUUUUCUUUUUCUUAAGGAUGUCUAAAUUUAUAAUACCCAGUCUCUGAGAGGCAAGUAUGGAGUCUGUAAGGAUAAAUAAGGACCUGGAGCAAAUCUAAUUUUUGCAUAUGCAGAUGUUUUGAGGAGUCUGCUUUCCAUUUGAGGGAGUUUGCUUUUCAGAGAACUGCUUUUUUCUCCUCGUAUAGAGGCGGUUUGAGUGAGAGUGUGGUAUGGUCUGAAUGACAGUGUACAUACUAAUGCCAUAGAAAUAAAACUAAUGCCAAAACAUGGAGAAACCUACACACUUAAAUGGACUCAUGGGGCCUCAUCUGUUCCAUGAAUGGAAUAUUUUUCAGUUCUACAUUCCUUUUUAGUGAAUUUUAGUGCUUUCAGCACACAUGCACUGUUAGGAAAAUAUUGAACAAUGUGUUUUCCAGAACCUUGUAGUUUUAUUUGUACAGCACAAAUUAACCAAAUGUACUGCCAUUCAGCUGUGACACUUCAAAAUGUCAGUUUCUGUUGUCACUAUUUUUUAGCUCUCGUAAUCGUAUUUAGCUCUAGACAAAACUGACAAUCAUAUACUGCUACUGUAUAAAUAUAUAUAAAUAUUAUCAAUUAAACAUUCUUUUGAUUUGUU